Molecule: messenger RNA, 420 nt
Organism: Hydra vulgaris (swiftwater hydra)
Lineage: Eukaryota; Metazoa; Cnidaria; Hydrozoa; Anthoathecata; Hydridae
Source: RefSeq, a predicted model, not a curated record
AUGGGAUAUAGAGGAGAAGAAUGGACAAUUACUUGUGCUGCAAAAAAUGGUUAUCUUGAUGUAGUAAAAUAUUUACAUGAAUUAGGAUAUAGAGGAAAAGAAUGGACAAUUACUUGUGCUGCAGAAAAUGGUCAUCUUGAAGUAGUAAAAUAUUUACAUUCUAUUGGAUAUAGAGUAGAAGAAUGGACAAUUAAUUAUGCUGCAGAAAAUGGUCAUCUUGAAGUAGUAAAAUAUUUACAUUCUAUUGGAUAUAGAGUAGAAGAAUGGACAGUUACUUGUGCUGCAGAAAAUGGUCACCUUGAAGUAGUAAAAUAUUUACAUUCUAUUGGAUAUAGAGUAGAAGAAUGGACAGUUACUUGUGCUGCAGAAAAUGGUCACCUUGAAGUAGUAAAGUAUUUACAUUCUAUUGGAUAUAAAUAA